Molecule: messenger RNA, 987 nt
Organism: Mytilus trossulus (common blue mussel)
Lineage: Eukaryota; Metazoa; Mollusca; Bivalvia; Mytilida; Mytilidae
Product: fatty acid-binding protein, liver-like
Exons: 4
Coding region: 116-532 (138 amino acids)
Source: RefSeq, a predicted model, not a curated record
UCAUCCUUGAAAUAUUUAAAAGUUUGAUAUCAAACGUAACGAUAAAGAUAUGUGUUGAACUAUCAGACGGGUUAUUUAAUGAACUAAGCAGUAGACGUUGACACAAAAAAUAACCAUGGCACAAUUUGUUGGGAAAUGGAAAACUAUCAAUUCAACAAGGAAAAACUAUGAGGAAUACUGUUCAAGUUCAGGUAUUCCGAAAGAUCUAAUAGACAAGUACAGAGACGUAGUAACAGUUAUGGACAUGAAACAGGAUGGAGACAAAUGGUUAAUCACCUAUGACACUGGUCUAGGACCUCCACAGUCUUUCACAUUUAUAUUGGGACAAGAAUUAGUAACAAAAGAUCUUGAAGGCAAAGGUGUAAAGGCUACAGCAACUCUAAGUGAGGAUGGCAUAUGGACUGACAAAACAAGUCAUGAAAUAAUGGGAUAUAAAGAAACAAUCACCACAAAACGAGUUGAAGGAAAUAAAAUGAUUGCUUCAACAACAUGUGGUGGAGUGUCUAUGACCUAUGAACUUGAGAAACAGUAACUGAUAAUCUGCAAUAAAACAGUAGUGCCAAAGAUUUAGAAACAUGCUUCUCGUUUUAUUCACUUUUUAUGUAAAAUAGUUUCUUACACGGAUGAAGGAAUAAAUGACAAACCAAUGCUUAACGCUGCUUAAUUUCCUACUAGAUGUGACCAAUAUGUUUUUGUUUGGGUCGUUGAUUUUGAAAUAAUAAUACACGUUACCAACAUCAGCUUUAUAUAGAAUAAUAAAAUAGACGACUAUAACCGUAUUGUGAAGUGUUAUGCUGUAUUCACACACAAUCAUUACAACGUAAUGGAAAUGUAUUGCAGAAGAUUAUUGCACUCCAAACUUUUAAAGAGAACUAUACUAAUAGCUACUCGUGCCUUCGUUCAUUGACCUCUCGUCAACGGUUUCCUACCAGCGUUAGAAACAAUAUCACAUUUCAAUUUAUUAAAAUAAACAAUUAUAAAAAGCUU